Rotaria sp. Silwood2 is the source of this 285-nucleotide messenger RNA. The record is from the annotation of a GenBank genome assembly. Lineage: Eukaryota; Metazoa; Rotifera; Eurotatoria; Philodinida; Philodinidae.
AUGUCUGAUACACAAAAGUUAUCAUGCAAUACACAACCAAAUACUAUGAUGUUUACAAAUGAUGAGAAAAACAAACAUCAAGAAUUACGACAAAAAUGUGGUAAAGAAUAUGACGAAGUAUUAGAAAUUAAACAAAUCGAAUUUGAACAAUGCUUGAUUAUUAAACGAAUGGUUCAGUUGGAGUUACAAAAAGAACGAUUAAAAGGUAUAUUAAAUGCAUUACAAUCGUUAGAUUCAGAAGAUGAUGGUGAUGAUGAUCAAUGUGUGCAAACACAACAACGAUGA